AUGUCACUAUCAAACAAAUUUGCCUUCAAAAAGCGCCGAAUCUACGAAGUUAUUGAUGUAUUUACCGUCAUUGGCGUUACUGUUCUCCUUGACGAAGAAAACUUCCUGUGGAUUGGCUUUAAUCACGUUUCCCAAACUAUCCAAAGGAUAGGUACAAACAGAGGCGUUUACUCCAGCGAUCUUACCCUGAACGAUAUUUUUUGUUUAUCUCAAGAACCAAUUUCUAUCCAAUCCAUGACCGAAGAUAUUAUUUUUUUGUUCAUUGCUAUUGAGCGACGUAGAUUAAAUAUCAUUGAAGCUUCAAAAUACAUUUCUCAUGGAAAUGGAAAGGAAAAAACUACCAGGUGCAAGAUUUCUCAGGCUGUUGCUAUCCUUGAAUUAGCAAAUAUCAUCCGCAAAACCGAAAACCAAUCCGAAUAUGAACUAUUGCCUGAGUUUUAUAUCACAGUUCCCAAGGUACUUAAAAACUCUACUGUUGAUCCAAGCAACAUUCAGUCUUUGCUGAAUUGGACAGAUGAUUCAAACAUUUCUUCUUCUGAUAUUAUUUCUUUCAGAAGGAAAGAGUUUUACACAAUUUCCCAUGAAUGA
Messenger RNA from Trichomonas vaginalis G3, 588 nucleotides. RefSeq lists its product as uncharacterized. The transcript has a single exon. Bases 1 to 588 code for a protein of 195 amino acids. Lineage: Eukaryota; Parabasalia; Trichomonadida; Trichomonadidae. The record is from RefSeq and is a predicted model, not a curated record.